AUGCUCCUGCCACGUAAUCGGCUUAGACCCCUCAUACCUAUUCACGUACCCCCUCUGCAGCUGCUCGACGAAGCGCACCAGGGCUCUGGGGAAAGCGUCGAGCACGGGUACGCGGGAUUGGCGAAGUUUGUGGAGUGGAGUGCUUGGACGGAUGUCUUGAGUUCCGCAGAGCAUUCCGGGGACCUGAGUCUUGAGGAGGCCUUUGAGGCCGGUGUUCAAAUCGUCGUCGAUUAUCGUUUUCAUUUGGGAAUUUUGGUGUCAACCAACGAUAUCAAGGCAGUCAGGUGGGAUUUGUGUCCUUCGGCAAAAGCUUCUGGACUUCAUCAGUCACUUUUUGAAGGCGUAUUCGGUGGUUUCGAGAAGCGUUUUGUUGAGUUGUUGUACGGUGAGCUUGAUAUCCUCUUGCCUUAA
Babesia ovata is the source of this 411-nucleotide messenger RNA. Its product is annotated as glycosyl hydrolase family 25, putative. Bases 1 to 411 code for a protein of 136 amino acids. NCBI's taxonomy places the organism in Eukaryota, Apicomplexa, Aconoidasida, Piroplasmida, Babesiidae. The transcript is spliced from 2 exons. The record is from RefSeq and is a predicted model, not a curated record.